GCCAAGUCCUCCAACUGCCUAGAGGGUCCGGGAAGUUCCCCGGGAAGGCGGAGAGGCGCGGACCGGCGGAGGACAGAGGGGGGCACUUCCGGCCGGUGGUGGCUGCUCGGUUUCUGCAGUUCCUGCUGCAUUAUGCAUACGAGUGUCGUGACCCCUGAGAGAGAACUGACAGCUCUGACAGCUCACCCUUCACUCACCAGAAAUCCUUUAUGCCCUGCUCUGUCUGAGGGGAGAAGCUGCCACCACCCCCAAAGAGAAGACUGGGAGCGUGAUGCUGGCCACCGCCCCUGCAGAGAGGACCUGGCACCAGCCACAUUGCUAGGGGGCCCAGGCCUAUGUGUGUUGAUGUCCAGAAGCCGAGGACAGCUGAGGCAAGAGGCUGCUGGCACUGGGGGACUGUGGCUUGUGGCGUUCUAAGGCCAGUGGAGAAGGACAGGCAGAGUGGAAGGGGAAAUGAUGCAGGAAGACCGCCCAGGACUGGCCCCAGCAUGUCCACCAGGCCCAGGCUCCCUCCACAUGGCCUCUAAGCAGGCUGCCGGGAGGGGCCCAGGGGAGAAGCGCAAGAGGGUGGUGUUGACCUUACGGGAGAAGAUUGACAUCUGCACGCGCCUAGAGCGGGGGGAAAACAGGAAGGCACUGAUGCAGGAAUACAACGUGGGCAUGUCCACCUUGUACGACAUCAAAGCCCACAAAGCCCAGCUGCUGCGCUUCUUUGCCAACUCCGACUCCAACAAGGCCCUGGAACACCGACGCACACUGCACACGCCCAAGCUGGAGCAUUUGGACCGCGUCCUGUACGAGUGGUUCCUCGUGAAGCGCGCCGAGGGUGUGCCUGUCUCGGGCCCCAUGCUCAUACAGAAGGCCAAGGACUUCUACGAGCAGAUGCAGCUCACCGAGCCCUGUGUGUUCUCUGGAGGAUGGCUUUGGCGUUUCAAGGCCAGACACGGCAUUAAGCUCGACACAUCCUGCGAGAAGCAGGUGGCUGACCACCAGGCUGCCGAGCAGUUCUGUGGCUUUUUCCGGAGCUUAAUGGCUGAGCACAGCCUGGCCCCUGAACAGGUGUAUAACGCUGACCAGACUGGCCUGUUCUGGCGCUGCUUGCCAAACCCCAGUGAGGAAGGAGGGCCUCUGCCUGGUCUGAAGCAGAGCAAAGACAGGCUGACCGUCCUGAUGUGCGCCAAUGCCACGGGUUCCCACAAGAUCAAACCACUGGUGAUUGGGAGGGGCGGCGGCCCCAGGGCAUUCAAAGUCAUCCAGGACCUGCCUGUGGCCUAUAGGGCCCAAGGAAGUGCGUGGGUGGACAAAGAAAUUUUCUUAGACUGGUUCCACCACAUCUUUGUCCCCUCAGUGAAAGAACAUUUCUUAGCACUGGGCUUAGCCGAAAACAGCAAAGGCAUUCUGCUGCUGGACAGCUCCCGGGCCCGCCCACAGGAGGCUGAGUUGGUUGCCGGCAACAUUUUCACCAUCUUCCUGCCUGCCAGCGUGGCCUCGCUCAUUCAGCCUAUGGACCAGGGCAUCCGCAGAGACUUCAUGAGGAACUUCAAUCCUCCCAUUCCGCUGCAGGGCUUCCACCCCCGGUACAGCGUGCACGACGCCGUCUUCAGUGUGGCCUGUGCCUGGGACGCAGUACCCAGCCACGUCUUCAGCCGGGCCUGGAGGAAGCUGUGGCCUGAGGCUGCCUUGGUGGAGGGCUCGUCUUCAGAGGAGGAGGCGGAGCACAUCGGGACAAAGCCCCACAGCCAGACUUUGGCGCACAUCAUAGAACUGGUGCAGGAGGCCCCCAGUUGCCUGGGUGGGAGGCCUCAUCAGACUGCUGUUGAGGAGCCGGCAGGGCCCGGGAGGGGUGGGGGAGAGGGGUGCCAUGCUGCUGCAGAGCUGGCCCGGGCUGUGGGGACUCCGGACCUAACCAAGAGGGACGGGGCCAGGGGCCAGGGGGAGGGCGUCGAGGCCGACUGGGCACAAGCAGCCGAAUCCUUUGACACGGUGGUGGCCUUUGCUGAGCGGCAGCCCUGCUUCACAGCACAGGAGCUAGGCCAGCUGCGUGCGCUGCACUCCAUGUUCACGAGGCAACGCCAGCUGGCACAGCAGCGUGGGGCCUUCCGGACCAUGGUCAAGCGUGAGGGCCCUCAUGAAUGCUCACCCCUGCCCUGCUCAUCCACAGAUGACAACUGAUGGCUGGCUGCAGGCCCCGGGCAAGGACUGUCCCAGCAGGCUUGGCGUAGGGAGGUGUGGUCUCUGUCACCCACAGUGGCUCGUUCCCAUGCAUCCCAGUUUCUCUGUGUUCCCUGUCAUGUCACACGUGCAUGAGAAGCUGUUCUGGAAGGUCUGACCCAUCCCAGAAUGCACUGCAUCUUUGGGGUGUCUGCAAUCCAGGGUCAGACUCACUCUAGUCUUAAGUUUGCCUUCUGUAUGUCGGGGGGGAGAAAUGCCAAGCUGCAGGGGAGACUCCUGGCAGUCCCUCUUGCCCCUGACACAGAUGUGGGGUUUCCUAGGGUGUCUCUCCAGCCUUUGGGGCACUCGGCCACUCAGCACAGCAUCUGCGUCAGCAUGGCCCCCACUCCCAGUUUCCAGGUAACCUGCUCACAUGUCCCCCCCCUCUUCAAGGCUGAUGCCACUCAGCAGAUGAGUCUCCACCCAGCAGAUGCCCCCAGGCUCACAUGGUGACUGCAUGCUAACUGGAGUGGUUUCCUGCGCCCAGGGAGGCCCGAGGGGGCACAGCCUGUAGUUGGCAUCUUUGCUGGGUGCCCAGCAACCAGUCCUCUCCCAUAUAUCCCAGAAUUCCCUAUUGCCAUUCGCAAGUCAGUCAGGCAUUCACAUGCUAUUCCUGGGUUUGCACGUAACCAACAGAAACUGCAAACGUAAGCUGCUUGGGAUUCUAGCACUUGAACUUGGUUUCUGGCCGUUUCCCUUUUGGUUGCACCUGCAGGGGACAUCGGCCACAUCACUGUUACUUUAAAGGCAGAGGCCAGUUUUGGGGAUGUAUUGCUGCUUCUUACUCCUUGCUGCUUAAUGGUGCUUGUCCAGCUGUCUGGUGUCUGUCUGGUGCCUGCAGCUGUGAAUACAGGACACUUGUGUUGUGGUGAA
This is a messenger RNA of Erinaceus europaeus (western European hedgehog), 3084 nucleotides long. It is a transcript of the gene JRK, whose product is annotated as Jrk helix-turn-helix protein. Bases 454 to 2172 code for a protein of 572 amino acids. NCBI's taxonomy places the organism in Eukaryota, Metazoa, Chordata, Mammalia, Eulipotyphla, Erinaceidae. The transcript is spliced from 2 exons. Gene Ontology annotation, cellular component: nucleus. The record is from RefSeq and is a predicted model, not a curated record. Gene Ontology annotation, molecular function: DNA binding.